CUUACGAUGGAAAGGCUGGUUGUCUACCUACUGGUCAUUAGCACAGCAGUGAAGGCCAUGAUGUGCCCCAGGCGAUGCAUGUGCCAAAACCUGUCUCCGUCCUUCACCAUCCUCUGUACGAAGACGGGGCUUCUCUUCGUGCCCCCCAGCCUGGACAGGAGGACGGCGGAGCUGCGGUUGAUGGACAACUUCAUCACCACGCUUAGGAGGAAGGAUUUUGCCAACAUGACGAACCUAAUUCACUUGACGCUGUCGAGGAACACAAUCAGUCAAAUCAUGCCUUACGCAUUUUUUGACCUGAAAGGCCUCCACGCCUUACACUUGGACAGCAACAGACUGACCUACAUCAACGAAGACCACUUCAAAGGGUUAAUUAACCUCCGGCACUUAAUACUCAGCAACAACCAAUUAAACUAUAUCUCUCCCGGGUCGUUGGAUGACUUUAUUGAGACCAUCGAAGACCUGGAUCUGUCCUACAACAAUCUUGUCGACGUCCCUUGGGAGACCAUCGCCAAGCUUUCCAACGUCAACACGGUCAGUCUGGACCACAACCUCAUUGAGUUCGUGCCGGAGGGAAUCUUCUCCAACCUCCACAAGCUUGCCCGCCUAGACAUGACCUCCAAUAAGCUGAAGAAGAUCCCUCCUGACCCUCUGUUCUCCAGAAUCCCGGUGUACGCCAAGUCCAAGGGGUCCCCGCUGUCGUCCCUGGUGCUGAGCUUUGGCGGGAACCCCUUGCACUGCAACUGCGAGCUGGUGUGGCUGAGGCGUCUCACCAGGGAGGACGACCUGGAGACCUGCGCCUCCCCGCCAGAACUGAUGGGCAAGUACUUCUGGUCGAUCAAAGAGGAGGAGUUCGUCUGCGAACCCCCGAUGAUAACGCACCGAACCCCGAAGCUGGCCGCGACGGAAGGCCAGAGCGUCUCUUUGAAGUGCAAAGCCGUCGGCGACCCAGAUCCCUACGUCCGCUGGAUCUCGCCCGAUGGGAAGCUGGUCUCCAACACGUCCCGGACAAUUUCCUACGCCAAUGGCACUCUGGAUAUCUUGGUGACUUCCUUGGCUGACAAGGGCACGUUCACCUGCAUCGCGUCGAACGCCGCGGGAGAGUCGAUGGCUCCAGUCGAGCUCCUCGUUACCCCCUACCCCAACCUCGCCAACAGCACCAGCUGUGAGAAGGACGCGGAGACCGGCCCCUCCGACAUUCUGUCCCUCCCAGCGAGGCAGCAGAGGUCUCCGGAGGCUGGGUCAGCGCGGAUGCUGACUGUGCUCAUUUUCUCUUCCAGGAUGAUUCCAGCCGGUAGUAAAUCCUUCUUCUUGACUGAUCUGGUUGCAGGCCGCGAGUACGACCUCUGCGUUCUCGCCGUCUACGACGACGGGUUGACGUCUUUGACCGCAACCAGGGCGAUCGGCUGCGUGCGGUUCACGACGCAGGAGGAAUACAAACAGUGCCGGUCGCUUCACGCCCAGUUUCUCGGAGGAACCAUGAUCAUCAUCAUCGGGGGCAUCAUCGUGGCUUCCGUCCUCGUCUUCAUCUUCAUCCUCCUCAUGAAGUACAAAGUCUACAACAACCACCACAAAAACAAAGCCACGAAGGUCAACAACGUCUGCUCGCAGACCAACGGAAGCCAGAGCGGCUCCAUGCGACAUGCGAAGCACCACGCAAGAGGCCGGCAGAACGACGCGAGCGCGUCCGGCCAAGUCACCUCGCCUCGUCCUACAGAACGUCGAGACGUCCCCUCCGCUCCGAGGGACGCCGUCGGAGAGAG
This is a messenger RNA of Opisthocomus hoazin, 1763 nucleotides long. NCBI's taxonomy places the organism in Eukaryota, Metazoa, Chordata, Aves, Opisthocomiformes, Opisthocomidae. The record is from RefSeq and is a predicted model, not a curated record.